Messenger RNA from Baudoinia panamericana UAMH 10762, 2751 nucleotides. RefSeq lists its product as uncharacterized. The transcript has 2 exons. Gene Ontology annotation, cellular component: nuclear pore; nuclear pore outer ring. The record is from RefSeq and is a predicted model, not a curated record. Lineage: Eukaryota; Fungi; Ascomycota; Dothideomycetes; Mycosphaerellales; Teratosphaeriaceae. Bases 1 to 2751 code for a protein of 916 amino acids. Gene Ontology annotation, molecular function: structural constituent of nuclear pore. Gene Ontology annotation, biological process: regulation of DNA-templated transcription; post-transcriptional tethering of RNA polymerase II gene DNA at nuclear periphery; protein import into nucleus.
AUGGACGAAGCCAUGGACUCACUGCGCGACGUGGCAGACAAGGUCGGCGAUGGGGUCGAACAGUUUGCCGAGGAACUGGAUCGCUACUUGAAGGAGCUGUCGAUGAAGCAGAGCAAAUUCGAGGCAGCGAAGGAUGUUGCGGAAGUGUUCAAGGAUAUCGCCGCGUCCGCUGCGAGUAGUCUGGAGAGGGAUCACAAGAAGCAGUUGGUAGAGCAGCUGCAGAAAGAAUGGAGCGACAAGGCAGCACUAUCAACGCAGACGAACGGUACAAGCCGACAGUUUGCUUUGCGCAGCGGUGUCGUGCAUGAAAUGAAGGCCGAGAAAGUCCAGGAGCUUCGGAAAUGGCAGCAAGAAGCGGACAUUUGGCAGUUGUUCUGGAUCAUGCUGGACUUCCACUACAACCAUGCUGCUAGGCGCAAGGAGAUCGAUGAUCAACUGGCCAACAUGCCGCCGCCGCACCGGUAUGCAGCGGAGAAGGAACUUUGGGAGCGCUUCUUGAUGGAAAGUGACACAGCAAAAGAACGUUCGCUCGUGAAGCAGUGGCUCGAACAAGCAGCAGAUCACCAGGACAGUGAUCUACACGCCAUUGUCGAGGAGCUUGAAAGGAAGUCUGGAGCUGGCAAAGGGCUAUGGAACCGGGGCUGGCUAAGCACCCGCGAGAGGAUCAAAGGAGAAAAGAGGAUUCGCUCAUGGCCCAGUCCGUCGGACUCUGUGCAGCCGCAAAUUCGGUCAACCGCUAGCAGCGAGAUGCUUAUCACGGCCUUAGACCCGGAUGCUCCCACUCGUCAGCAAUGCACAGUGGAGAAGCCGGACGCUUACUUCGAGCGUGCUAUGUGGAUUGCGUGCUGGGAGAUGCUUCGUCGUGGGAAGUCGUGGGAGGAGAUUCUGAAAUGGUGUGAAGAGCACAAUGAAGGCUGGCGAGCUUUGGUGCUAGCGCCAGCGGUGGACUCGGGCGAUGCGCUAUCUAACGCUGCUUGGCGCAAGAUGUGCUACCUCGCAUCGGAGUCCGGCUGCUCAAACGACUACGAAGCUGCAGUCUACGGUUUGCUUGGUGGCAAUCUGAAGGCGGUGAAGAAGGUAUGCCGUACAGUGCACGAUCAUCUCUUUGCGUACUACACUUGCGUGUUGGUGCGCCACUUUGACAAAUAUCUGGAGCACCACCACCCGUCACGGAUCGCGUCGCUGUCGGGAGGACGGUUUGGGACGGACGAGGAGCUUGCCGAUGCUGAGCAGGAACAGCGUACUGUUACCGCUUUAGUGUCGCAGCUUCGGGAGACUCCUUCAAAAUCAAGUGAAGCCGCUCGGGCCCCGCUCAAAAUUAUAGAGAGCUACUUACUGACGAACGAGGUGGAAUCACUCGCGACAACCGUUGGUACAGCGUUGUCGGACAUCGAUUAUCAAAGAUCAGACAAGGAAGAUGUUAUUCAUCAUAUCAGAACCCCGCCGGAAAAGGUGUUGACAGAAACUGCUGUUGCAGUUGACUAUCAAGCACUGCGUAUCGUCGCAACAAUGUACAUUGUGGUUCGCUCACUAGAAUAUGACACACCGUCUGAGGAGACAUUGCUUGCCGAGGAAAACGUUGUGAUCGCCUACGCGCAGGCCAUUCGAACGAUGCGUAAACGCCUCGACAUCUUCGUCUAUGCGUCCAGACUCGAGCAUAUAAGCGCCAUCUUGACCGUUGCAAGAAUGCUUCCAGACGUGACGCAGCCGGAUGAGCAGCGGAUGAUGAUCAAUCUCAUGCGCGAAUACAAACUGGACAUCACUGCAAUCUUGCAGGAGCAGCUGGGCUGGACCUUGGCGAGCAAGUUGAGUUCUGAGAAGCAGCUGAAGAAGCCGCUGCGGAUGCUAGAGAACUGCGAGGUCAACAAUCUUCAUCCCGGACAGCGGAUUACUGAAAGCUUUUUGGACGGCACCAUGACUGAGGAUGAUAUGGCGAUUCUGCGCUGUCUGCAAUGGUUCCAGAUGGUGCCAGGGCAUUGGCACAUGACCUUCAGCGCGCUUGCAGAAGCUCUGCGUGGCUGCUUGAUGGCCGGACGUCUUGCUUGUGCGAUGGCGAUGUGCCAGGAGAUGUCAUGCGAAAUCAUCUCCAUGCAGAAGUCACAUUCCGUCAUACAGCGCGAGGUAAACAUCAUGGACAAGAGCCAAGCGCCUGACGAUCCGGACUCGGACGAGGCGCUGGAGUGGGAAGUACUAAGACGGCAGGCCCGGACGUAUUACGAGCUGGAGCAAAUGGUGCACGCCAUUGUUUCGCUGGCGCAUUGGGCUGAAGUCGAGCGGCCUUUUACCUCUGCGCCUAGACAAGGAUCUUCGGUGCCUCAGAGCCUCAGACAGGCCAAGGCCGCGCUAGAUGAGGCCAUGCAACCACUACUCGCCGGCAUCCUCCAGCAUCCGGAGACGGAAAAAGAGCAGAAAGAGCUCGAAGAAGUGCGCGUCGCUUAUCUACCGGAGAUCAUACUCGCAUACAACUCAGCGCUCUACACGGCCGGUCCGACCAUCAGUCGAGACGCAUACAUCGAGUCUAUGGACCUUUCUGUCGCGGUUGCGGACGAGCGCAAUGGGCUCGCCGAAGCGUUUACCAAGGCGGGGAGGAUGCGAGAGUUGGUGACCUCUUUUGCGCAGGCGAGCAAGUUGAUGCUCGUCAUGAAGGCGAACGGGAGGCCGAGGAAAGCGAACAAGAUAGGCAAGGACCUGGGGAUAUGGGAGAUUGGACCGCAGGGUGCGGCCGCUGCUGAAGAUAGCAGCGAUGAGUAA